AUGGCUGAACGUUUUGUUUCCAAUUCCAUUUGGAAAUUGGAACAACAAAUCGCAUCAGCUAAUACUAAUAAUUCUAUUUCAACUUCUUAUCCAUCAAAUUCAGGAUCAUUAAAUAGAGGAUCAAAAAAAGAUGAUUCAAUAACUUUAAAAAGUUAUACUUCAAAAGAUCAUGAUAAUUCUCCUCAUAAUUCAAAUUACUCCAAUCCACCAUCUGUAAAGUAUAAAUCAAUUGAAAAAAAUAUGAAUCUCGAGUCAGAGGGUAAUGAAAUAUUUAAACCAAAUGCUGAUUUAAAAAUAGAAACAGUUUAUAGUGAUUGUGAAAGAAAGACAUCCUCCUCACCAAGAGAAUUUCAGAGAAAUCAAAAAAAAGAAAUUUUUAGUAGUGAUGAUGAAGAGGAAAAAAAAAAUUUAUCAACAAAUUCUGGUCCAUUAAUAAGAAAAUCAAAAGAGUUAUCAUUACCUCCAAUACCUACAGAUAUCAAUAAUUCAUUGCAAAAAUAUAACAGUACAACAAAAAAUCAGGAAUUAUUACCAACAUACAAUAAUUAUCAUCGUCAUAAUAAUAUACCAAUUGUAAAAAUAAAUACUUUUAGAUGGUUAGAAGUUGGUGUUAAAAGAAUAUUAUUUUUUUUAGGUAAAACUGUACCAAAACAUAAAAUUCUUUUUACCCUUCUUCCAUUAAUAUUUUCAACAUUAUCAAUUAUUGGUCCAAUAAUAUAUUAUAAUAAUUUAUCAUUAACAAUACCAUUUCCAACAUUUAUGAAUCAUAAUGAAAAAAGUGGAAGUACUGUUGAAAAUUAUAGGAUAGGUGGAAAUAAUUUAGGAAAUAAUUUAAAUUUUAAUAGUACAAAUCCAAUGUUUAAUUCAUUUAAAAAAACAUCUCAAGCUGAAUUUUCUAUUUUAAUAUCAACAAUUGAUCAAUAUGAUACUGUACUUAAUAGUGAUGUAAUUGAUUUAUAUCAACAAAUAAGAAGUAACAUGCAAAAGUUAAGAUUUACUCCAAGUAAAGAUACAAAAUAUAAAUGGAAAGAUGUUUGUAGGGAGGAUUGUAGUGAAAAAAACGAAUUAGUUAAAAAAUUAUUAGAUAAAGAAUUAUUAUUAAGAUAUCCUGAAGCUGUAAUGAGAGAAACAUUUAAUAAUGAUAGUGAUGAUAUGAAAAUUUCUGGAUUAAAUAUUAGUAGAAUAUAUAUAGCAAAUUUACUUGGAGAUAUUAUUCAAGAUUCAGAAGGAAUUGUAUCUAGAGCAAGAACUCUACAAUUAAAUUUAAAAAUGAAAGAUAAUUUAAAAAAUGAAAUAUUUGAAGAAUAUGAGAAAAAUUUUAGAAAUGCUGUUGAAAAAGAAAGAAUUGAAAUUAAAAAACAUUCUUUAGAAUUAAAUUAUUGGAGUGUUAGAAAAUAUGUUGUUGAAGUUUUGGAUGGUUUAGAAAAUGCACAUUAUAAAUUAUUUUAUUGUGCCAUAACAUUAAUAACACUUUGUUUCUUUAGUGGAUUUAGAAAAGAUUCAUAUCAAUCAAGACCAUUUUUUGGAAUUCAAAUUGCUUUAGUUUUAAUAAUUUCUAUUGGUGCAGGUAUUUUUGUACAAAUUACAGGUGUUGGACAAUAUUAUACUCUUGCAUUUUUGGUUUCAUUUCCAAUUAUACAAAUUGGUUUGGUUCUUUUUUAUUCAAUGUUAGAUUCCUGGUCAAGAUAUUGUAUGGCUGCUUUACAUCCAGUUGAAAAAUUAGUUUUUAUACUAUCAUGGGAUGGUCCUGUUGUCAUAUUAUCACUUCUUAUAAUUGUUAUUGCUACCUGUGGAGCAGGAACUUUUGCCAUAAAUCAACAUUUACAAUAUUCACUUUUUAUUAUUGGAGCAUCAUUUGCUAUUAUGUUAGUAUUUGCCUUAUUUUACCUUACAUUAUGUAUGUAUACAAGUGGUAAAAAAGAAGCUGAAGGAGUUAAAUGGUACCAAUUUUGUAGAAAUGGUGAUGAUAAUUUUAAUGAAAAAACGUUACCUGAUUUUGAUGAAAAUUUUUUCAAUGUACUUCAUGAAAAAUUAACUGAUUAUAAAUCAUCAAAAAGUAGAAUUAUUGGAAGAGUACUAUCUAAUGCUAAUGUUAGAAGUCUUGUUGUUUUUGCAAUGACAAUAUAUAUAAUUAUUGGUGUAUGGGGUUUCUAUCAGACAUCAGUUGACUUGAAAGAGGAACAUUUUGUUAAUACAAAUACUACAUCAUAUAAAUUUAUGAAUACAUAUAGAAAAUCAUUCAAAAAAUCUGAUAAUUAUUUAGAAAUUGUUCUUAAUGCUCCAUUAGAUUAUUAUGAUAGAGUUAAAAAAGAAGAAAUAUUAUCAUUACUUAGAUGGCCAUUAGAUCAACAAUAUGCUACAAAAGCCGUAAGUUGGUUAAUGGAUUUCGAAAGAUUUCAACAUACAACAGUAUAUGAUGUUAAUGCUGAUACAAUAGUUCCUAUAGUUUCAUAUAUUUUCCUUCAAUCUGACAGUUACAAAAAAUAUUCAACUGAUAUUGUUUUUGAUAAAUUUAAUACACAAAUAAUAAAAAGUAGAAUGUAUCUGGAGAUGAGUAGUAAAGGAUCAAGUGAACAAUUAAAAAUGAUAUCAGGAAUCUUAGAAUUAGCUAAAAAAUAUAAUUUACCUAUAACAUUAAAAACUCCUUUCAUAUUUUCUCUUCAACAUGAUCUUCAAUUAAGUGGAGCUCUUCUAACAUGUCUUGGUAUUAUUUGUGGAAUUGUAUUUGUUAUGACAAUUCUUUUUUUUAAUAAUCCUGCUAUGGCUUUAACAUGUUUAUUAUCAAAUAUUAUUGCUGUCCUUUGUUUAGUUGGAUAUUCAUAUCAUUUUUCUAUUCCAUUAAAUAUACUUACUGGUACGGCAAUCUUAAUGGGAAUACUUUUUAAUACAGUUUCAACUAUUCAUUUUGUUUAUAAUUAUACUAAUUCAGGAUUUACACAUAUAACUUCUGGAGCCAGAAUACAAUAUGCUUUUCAGUGUACUCUUAUGCCAGUAGCAUUAGCUUCUGUCAUUACUGGUUUAACAUUUGUUCCAUUAUUAUCAUCAAAAAUUCCAUUGAUAUAUCAUAUGUUUUGUAUUAUAUUUUUAUCAUCUAUUGUUACUAUUAUUAAUAUUUUAUUAUUUGUUCCAUCAUCAAUAAUUUUCUUAACAGAAUCUGUUGCAACAUGUUGUGUAAAAAUUGGUCAAAUGUGUGAGGAACCAAUGGCACCAUCAUGUAUCAUUGAACAACCAGGUGAUGGAAUAUAUAUUGUUUCAAAUGGGAUUGAUGGACGUAUCUCAAAAUAUUAUAAUGGUAAUAUAAUAACACCAAUUCCAACAAGACAUAUGAUAAUGCCACCACCAGAUUAUGAAAAAUCAUCUACAACAAUGUCCAGAAAACCUAAAAGAAUACCAUCAUCAAGAAUAGGGGGAAAUUUUAAUGAUUCAUUUGAGAAUGAUGAAAGUAUUUAUGAGGAACCACAAACACCACCACCAAAUAAAAAACGUUCCACCAAGUCAGGUCAACAAUUAACAAAAAAAAAGCAUAUUGAAACUUUAUCUAAACAGGCAAUGGAAAAUGAUAUUAAAAAUGGUUGUAGACCAGAGGUACCAAUAACAAAUUAUCGUUAUAAUUACCCACAACCAACGGGUGCUCCUACUCCUCCAAAUCCAAUGAUAACAGUUCAACAGAUGAAUGCAUGGAGGGCAAUUAAUUUUCCAUAUCCACAAAAUUAUCCAAUGAAUAGUACACCUGUAGCAGGAUCAUUCCAUCAUCAUCAAUAUAAUGGAAGUACUGGUAAUAAUCAAAGAAGAUAUUUUUAA
Messenger RNA from Strongyloides ratti, 3801 nucleotides. RefSeq names its product Patched family-containing protein. Gene Ontology annotation, cellular component: cytoplasmic vesicle membrane; plasma membrane. Bases 1 to 3801 code for a protein of 1266 amino acids. Lineage: Eukaryota; Metazoa; Nematoda; Chromadorea; Rhabditida; Strongyloididae. Gene Ontology annotation, biological process: endocytosis; molting cycle, collagen and cuticulin-based cuticle. The record is from RefSeq and is a predicted model, not a curated record. The transcript has a single exon.